Messenger RNA from Lampris incognitus (smalleye Pacific opah), 1468 nucleotides. RefSeq names its product coiled-coil domain containing 43 (gene ccdc43). The record is from RefSeq and is a predicted model, not a curated record. The transcript is spliced from 5 exons. The coding region runs from base 10 to 657 and encodes 215 amino acids. NCBI's taxonomy places the organism in Eukaryota, Metazoa, Chordata, Actinopteri, Lampriformes, Lampridae.
GGGCCAAACAUGGCUGCGCCCGCGACUGGCAGCGGAGCGUUCGAAAGCUGGCUAAAUGAUCGACUAGACUCUCUGGAAGUGGACCGAGAGGUGUACGGAGCGUACAUUUUAGGGGUCCUGCAAGAAGAAGAGAGUGACGAGGAGAAAGGAGAUGCGCUUCAAGGAAUCCUGUCCGCAUUUUUGGAGGAGGACACACUUGAAGAUGUAUGCAAACAGAUCAUAAAACAAUGGUCAGAGUGCAAUGCCCAGUCAACAGCCAAACAAGAUGCUGAUGAUGCUGAGGUACAGACCAUCGCCAACAUGAUAGAGAAACAGGCGCAAAUUGUGGUGAAACAGAAGGAGGUGUCUGAAGAUGCCAAGAAGAGGAAAGAGGCCCUCUUGGCUCAAUAUGCCAAUAUUACAGACAACGAGGAUGAAGGUGAAGAGGAAGAGACAACAAACGGAGCUAAUUUUUGUGGAGGUGAAAAAUCCCUGUUCAAGAACACGAAUGUAGAGGUGGUUCUCAAUAGACAAAAGCAAAAGCGGGAACAGGCUCGUGAAGACGCUCAAAAGAAGAAGGAGACGGACAAGAUGCAGCGGGAGAAGGACAAACUAGCCAAGCAGGAGAGGAAAGACAAGGAGAAGAAGCGCACACAGAAAGGUGAACGUAAAAGAUAAAUCUGAAAGGGACGGAGAAAGGACACUGGACAUGAAAGGUUUUGUUACCGGUCAAAUUAAAAAGAAACAAUAAUUGAUGCGUCUUUUUCUAUGACUACGACUGCACCCGACCCAUUCUGUCAUCCUGGACUCUAGAGUAUGUGUAGAGAAUAGCCUAUCAACUGUUGUGUAGCUCUAAAGCGCAGGCCACUUGUGUUCUUUUCAUCUAGCUUUUUAACUGAGAAUGGAACGCUUUUCUACAGGGACAAAACAACCAGUCAGUACAGUACAUGCCCUCACCUGGAAUCAGUCAAGUCUUCAGUUGUACUUGUUCAGAAGUCUUUAAUGUACUAGUUUCACUAUGUGUGAAACUAGGCCAAUGUGCUGAUGAUCCAACUGAAAUGUAGCAUAACAUUGCAUGCUUUGCCCAAGUCUUGAAGUAAGUACCCCUGAAAGGCUCAAAGUAAACUACAUUUCUAAAAUGAGUUGAUCAUUGAACAUUACAAAAUUACAAAACAAAAUGCUCAUGGGAUUGUGACAUUUUCAUGAAAUAGAUGAUGCUUUUGUUGCUUUACACUGUCAAUAUGUUGAAAAUGUCCUUUUCUCUCUUCAGCUCCACCUCUGAGUGAAGACUUAUGCUCAUGUCAGUUUUGUACACAUACUUAGAUUUAGUCCCUGUGCUUCUCCUUUUACUGUCUAUGCACAUUUGGAUGAGACAAAGAAAAACAGUGGUCACUACAUCGCAGUAUACCUCAAAUACACCCCAGACCAUGAUGGAAUGUUUGAAAUCAAGUUUAUUUCAACAUCUUCAAACUAAUAAAUGCAUUUAAAA